Messenger RNA from Linum trigynum, 4461 nucleotides. The record is from the annotation of a GenBank genome assembly. Lineage: Eukaryota; Viridiplantae; Streptophyta; Magnoliopsida; Malpighiales; Linaceae.
CAGUUUUGCUUCUCUUACUAGAAUCGUUCUAUCACUUCUCUCUCUAAAAAGUAGUUUCUGAUUUGAGCGUUGGAGUGCUAACGGACCAACUAGGUCCGCAAGGCGCUUGGGUGAGUGCAGGAAGGAAGGCCGCGCGGAGAAGGAGAGCAUCCGAGGCGUGAAGUACGAGGGAGGUUACCAGGCAUAAACAAAAUCAUUGCAAAUCCUUUUAUUUUUUUUUUUACCAACACAACUUUUAUUCGUCUUCCUCCAUUUCGUGUUAAUAUCCUCCAAGUUAUUAUUGUUAUUACAGAGAAGGAGAGAUUAUGAUCAGCUUCCAUGUGACUACAAAUUAUUCCCAUGACCUGCCCCAGAAAUGGAAAAGAAUAUGCUUUGAUUAAUUGUUAAUUCCAGGUCACAGUAGGGUUAAGCCCUCUGUAUACAGAAAGUUCACAAAUAAGUUUGGAAGGACAUGGAGAACAAGAGAUUCCCAAAUAGACCCCAAAAAAAAAAUUGUAAUCAAAUCAACCCAAAGUUGUAAUUAUAAAGAAAAAUGGGGGGAAAAAAUAUAUGGACAGGAGUUGUUUGAAACUUUGAAUUAUUAAACAUGAUGAUUAAAAAGUUGAUUUUUGUGAAAUUGAUUAUCCAGCCUGUACUAUCUUAAUAUAAUGCCGGCUACCACCCACCACCACCACCAGUCACAACAUAAUCCCAUGAUUUAAGUAUGGGCCGGAUCAGCUAGUUUCCCAAUCCAAGCCCACAGACUCCGGCCCAACACGAAGACUCUUUUAAGGUCCAGUGGCAUAGGCAACUUCAACAAUUCAAUACACGUCUCUCGAUCUCAUUUCGUAACAAGGGAAAAUGGAUUCAGAAAGACAUAACACCUUACCUAUAGCAUAUAGAACACAAAAUUAAAUAAGUAAAAAUAACAAGAAAACAAUCAACUAGUUCCGCCUUCCUCGUAAUCUGCUCUCUCCUCUCUGAUCGUCUCUAGCUUGGGAGAGCCAUUGUUGGAAGAAGUAAAUCUCAAUUGAAAGCCAGGUAGAGAUGGUGCAACCAUUAAUGGCAUUUUCGUGCUUCUCAUUGUCUCUUUUGCCAUUUUAACUUGAUUAAGUUGGAGCAAAAAAUUAUUUUGUUUGAGUGAAUCUCUCUUCCUCUCUAUGAUUUUUCCAAUGGAGAAAGAGAGAAGAAAGAGAUAUUGAUGAGAUAGGAACUAGCAAGUGACAAAAUCUUUUCUUUCCCUUCUCUCGAUUUAUGAAAAAAAGAAAUUAUUUAGAGAAAUAAUGCUUUAUUUACUAAGAGAAAUUACGAAACUUGUUUAUAGACGAAAUUUGGGGAUAAUUUGAAACAAAAAUUUAGGAAACACAAAGUUUGUUACAUAAAGGAAUGGUUGGAUGGUAACAAAACUAUAUUAUGUGUUUCUAAAUUUUGUUAGAAAUGAGCAAUUGUGAUUGCCCCCAACGCCAAGUAAGUAGUUAGGUCAAUCUGUGGAGUAAAUUGAAGAGAGGGUUUAGGUUUUCGUUUCCUAUCAUGGGUGGGCUGCAUACGGCCCAAUGUUUACUAGAAGAGAAGGAAAUCACCCAAAAUUGAACACAACAAGCCCGACCAAUAUUUGAUUAUGGGCCUCCAAUUGUUUCCCUCUUGCAGCCCGAGAAAAACAAAAAAACCCUAGUAUAUAUUCUUCGCUAUUUUCCCCCAUUUCCACUGCUGCGAUCGCUCCUAUUCAGUAAAACCCUAAUCCUCUUCCUCUCUUUCCCUCCGUCGCCGCGAGUGGAGAACGCAGCAGAACAAUGCCUCCAAAGUUUGACCCAUCGCAGGUCGUGGACGUGUUCGUCCGUGUCACCGGCGGUGAAGUAGGCGCGGCCAGUUCCCUCGCUCCCAAGAUCGGCCCUCUCGGUCUCUCCCCGAAGAAAAUCGGAGAAGACAUCGCCAAGGAAACCGCUAAGGACUGGAAGGGUCUCCGCGUCACAGUCAAGCUCACCGUCCAGAACCGUCAGGCGAAGGUCACCGUCGUCCCGUCCGCCGCUGCUCUGGUGAUCAAGGCCCUCAAGGAGCCAGAGAGGGACCGGAAGAAGACCAAAAACAUUAAGCAUAAUGGCAACAUCUCCCUCGACGACGUGAUUGAGAUUGCAAAGGUGAUGAGCCCCAGGUCGAUGGCGAAGGAUCUCAGCGGCACGAUUAAGGAGAUUUUGGGCACCUGUGUCUCGGUCGGGUGCACGGUUGACGGGAAGGACCCGAAGGACUUGCAGCAGGAGAUCACUGAUGGCGAAAUCGAGGUCCCCCUCGAGUAAGAGUUUAUUCUGUGAGCGUUUUAUUACUCUACUAUGUCUUGGAUAGUUUCCCUCUUCGGUUUUCUAAGAGAACGAACAUAUGGGUUUUGCCUGAAUUGUAGUUUCGAAUAUUUGAGAAUGGCUUUUUGAGUUGGUUUACAUGUUGAGGCAAUUACUAGACCAAUUCCCAUGAUUUGUCUGUAGCCAUUUUGAUCAGUUAUUGUAUUGCUUAUUAUGGGUAGUGUCUCAACUGUGGCGGCAUGAUUAUGGUCCAUGAUAUGCCCAGUAGCUCGGUGGACUGUGUUGCUAUCUCUGAAUUGUUUGCUGUUGUUGCUCUGUUCAAUUCGUCUGUCACUGGUGAGAAAGGUAUAAGAUCGGCGGUUGGAUGAGGUUAUGUGUAAUCUUACUCUUGGCUAGGAUUGAACUGCACUUGUUUUCCUUGUGUUCUCUGUUCUGACAUUAUGGAACCAGUAGCUCUAGUUUGUUGCUCUGUCUGCUGGAGUCUGUAGUUCUCUGAAUUGCUUCAACACUAUUAUAUGUAUUGUCUGCCAGAUGUAUCCGUGCGAUUGUGGUGUGUGAUGGCUUUAAGAUAUAGAAGGAAAAUUGAUGAUAUGAGGUCCUUUUGAUCGUUUGAGUAGUAUUACCAGGAAGCUGUAAGAGUAAGAUUGACCGUGGCUUGGUUUGAACAGUAGUUGUUCUCUCUGUGUUCCCUGUUCUGGCACUGUGGAACCUUUAGCUCUAGUCUGCUGCUCCUUCUUCUCGGGUCGGUGGUUCUCCGGACUGCUUAACAGCUCCAAAACUUUCCGAUUUACCUGCCAGAUGUAUCCGUGCGAUUGUGAUGUGUGAUGGUUUAGACUUUAGAGAUAUAGAAGGAAAACCGAUGAUUUGGUUUUAAGAUGUAUCGGUGUGAUUUCAUUGUUUCUUGUUAUACCUAUAGAUUACUUGUUGGAAGUUGAGCAAACUCGGAAUCCAACUCCUUCCUCAAGACAUUUAUGCUUGUGUAUUUUCCAUACAAACAGCAACAUUUAGGUAGAAUUAUUACUCUACGUUUGUGCAGCUGCUUUUAUUUUUCUCCUUUUCAUUUCUCCCUCUGGUUAUUGCUUGCUUGUUUGAGGAUUCGAGCAUUGUUUUCUGAUGCAAUGUAGCUAUACAUAUUUCGUGGUGGCAAACAAAUACUACCACGAUACUCUGUUGCCAGUAUUGCCUUCAAACUUGACGAGUUUCACGUUAACCUUGUCAGAAGGCCUGUUAGCGGUGCGUUUCGGUUUUAACCGAACCGCAAAGUCGGUUAGCCGACAACGAGAAAGAGGCAACAUCAGCAACCGCAACCGCGACCGACGGCACCAUCGGUUAGCCGAUAACCGCAACCGUCGGUUUCGGUUUCAAACGACGGUUAUUCAGAGACCGACGCACACCACCUCUGACCACCACCAUCGCUAUGCAUGUCACUGAAAAAUCCCAAUUUUGAACCAUCGACAGAGGAAGAAGAGAGACCCGUCGGAGGCAGAUGACGGACGACGACGAGCAUACGUGGGUGUCAAAUCCAAAUCUGAGUCCGCGAAUCGAGGUAGAUGAGGGAGGAAGAGGAGAGAGCGUCGGGAGGAGGAUUUGGAUCUAAAUCCGUCGUCAAAGGCAGAGGAAGAGCGACGACGAGCAUACGUGGUCGGAGUUCUUGAUUGGUGGCAGAGGCAGAGGCGUGGAUCUGAAUCCGUUACCUCUUGAAACAUGCAAGGCGGAGGUCAUCGCCACUCCGAAAUCGACCUCUGGAUUGGGAGUAGGAGCGAGGGGGGUGACGAGUUAGAGGAAGGAAGGAGUUGGGGAUGGCGAGGUAGAGGAAGGGAGAGGGAGAUGUUUCGAGAAGGAAGGGAGAGGGAGAGGUCUGGGGAAGGAAAGAGUUGGGUAUGUCGAAGUAAAGGAAGGUAGAGGGACAUGUUUGUAGAAGGAAGAGAGGGAGAGGUCUGGAGUGUAAGGCGAAUUGGCGAUGCAGAAGAGGGGGGAGAGGAAUCGCCGGUUAUAGCGGUGCACCAAAAGUAUUUCGGUUUGUAACCGACGAUUUCGGUUAGCGUAAAGGUCAAAAUCAGUCAACCACAACCGAGACUGACAACAGCUUAUCGGUUAUCGGUUUCGGUUAUAAACCGACAGCUCGAUUCGGUUGUUCAUUAGCUCUUCAUUAUCUCAUUUCCUCUCAUGUGAAUAUAUAAUGGCUUGGCUC